Messenger RNA from Salvia hispanica, 1874 nucleotides. Its product is annotated as Sept9 (DUF616). Lineage: Eukaryota; Viridiplantae; Streptophyta; Magnoliopsida; Lamiales; Lamiaceae. The record is from RefSeq and is a predicted model, not a curated record.
GAGCAGAUCUAGCUACGCUGUACAUGUGCCGAUACCAUUUAAGGGAACAAAUGAAGCAGUGAUAAAAAUCAGAUCUUUGUGAUUCCAUCAACUUUUCCCCUUGAUCGUAAUUGAAUAAUUUAUGUGAAUAAAUAAGCAUAGCCCAGCCAAAUUGAGGCUUUCAAGUCAUGGAAAAUGAUUUGGUUCGCUCCGUUUCUUCACGGGCUACCAGAAGAAAUCAGCACCUGCUCACUAAAGAUGGUAGAGGAUUAUUGUACACCGAGAAACUAUCGCCAGAAUACACAAUGAGGCUCACUUGGAAAAUGGGUUUCUUUCGGUUGCUUCUGACGGGAGGAAUUAUUUGGAUGCUGAUAAUUCUCACUGUUUUGUGCUUUCAUAUUUGGUCUUGCCAAUCCUCUGUUGCGUUUUUUUCCGCUCUUUGUAACAAAGACAGCAAGGUAUAUGGCAUGUUAAGUACAAUGGGGAUGGUGACACCACCGCAUCGUUGUCCUAUCCCUGUUGCUGGUGACCCCAAUAAAAUAGUCAUUCCAAAGAAAAGGUCGCCUGAAAAGCUUGUCCGGAGACUAUCCUAUAUCAUGGAAGAUAGUCCUAUAAAUGACAGGUCAAAAUCUUCUCCUCUCUACAGAACUGCUAUUAAUGGAACACAAUCUACUCCUCUAUUUGGUGGGCAUCAGACUUGGCAGCAAAGAGAUGAAAGCUUCAAGAUCAAGCCAACUAUGGAGGUCCAUUGUGGAUUUAUGAAAGGUGGAGGAGAAGAAAUGGAUCCAAAAGAUGCUGAAUAUGUGAAGAAAUGUAAAUUUGUUGUUGCAACUGGAAUUUUUGAUGCUUAUGAUAUGCCUCAUCAGCCAACCAACAUUAGUAAACGGUCACAGACUUUAUUUUGUUUUCUUAUGGUGGUUGAUGAAGUGUCCCUUGAGUUUAUAAAAAAUAAUGCCAGUGUCAGAGUGGAUAGUGAUUGGGGAGAAUGGGUGGGUAUCUGGCGCCUGAUUCUCCUUAAGAACCAGCCCUACGAUGAACCUAGAAGAAACGGGAAAGUUCCCAAGAUAUUAACUCACAGGCUGUUCCCGCAAGCAGAGUACAGCAUCUGGAUUGAUGGUAAAAUGGAGCUCAUAGUUGACCCAUUGCUUCUACUAGAGAGAUAUUUAUGGCGUGGGAAGCACACAUUUGCUAUUGCUCAACAUAAGCAUCACCGAAGUAUAUAUGAAGAGGCUGAUUCGAACAAAAGAAGGAAACGAUAUGCUCGCCCUCUCAUUGAUCUGCAUAUGAAAAUAUACCGGUAUGAAGGAAUGGAGCCUUGGAAUCCACAGAAAGACACCUGGAGUGACGUGCCUGAAGGAGCGAUCAUCAUACGUGAACACACUGCACUGAGCAAUCUGGCUAGUUGUUUGUGGUUCAACGAGGUCCACCAAUUUACGCCAAGAGAUCAGCUAAGCUUUGGAUACGUAGUCUAUAGGUUAGGUGGUAUGUUCAAAUUCUUUAUGUUCCCCAACUGUGAAUACAACUCAAUCUUUGUGUUGCACCCGCACAUUCGCGAGCAUUCGUCCAAAAUAGAGUGGGCUAAGAGUAUGGCGGAGUUGAGAAAACACCCUGAGUUGAUAGAGAGCAAAGGGGGGUUAGGGUUGUGGACGCCAUAUCCAGGUGAUCUUGGUUUGGUUGUGUUACCACCAGUAGCAAGAACAUCUAAAGCUGGUUGAUGCUGCUUUCUUUUUACUACUAAACUUUGUUGUAGUUUUCACUUUUCACACUCCCACCAUUCCUCAUUAACAUUAGUCUAAAAAUUUGAAUCUUAGUUGCUGGUUCUGUACAUGUAUAGUAGUAUCCAUUGUACGGAUAAUUUCGAAAUACUUUUAUAAAUUUUGGGAUAUUGUGUAGUA